Anopheles cruzii is the source of this 4164-nucleotide messenger RNA. RefSeq lists its product as uncharacterized. The coding region runs from base 1 to 4164 and encodes 1387 amino acids. The transcript has 6 exons. Gene Ontology annotation, biological process: tRNA methylation. Gene Ontology annotation, molecular function: RNA binding; tRNA (guanine) methyltransferase activity. The record is from RefSeq and is a predicted model, not a curated record. NCBI's taxonomy places the organism in Eukaryota, Metazoa, Arthropoda, Insecta, Diptera, Culicidae.
AUGGACUACAAAACGAGAUUCGUGCAAGAUCUGUGCAAAACCCGUACCGAAAAUUAUGAAGAACUGCUACAUUUUGCGUCCAAUGAAGCACAAUUUCUCCAAAAUGUUCGCAAUCUCCGUAAGCCGUCCGUAGAGGCGUUGUUGUACGUGUUGCUGAUGAAACAGCGUGGUACGCUUCCCGGAAACUUGUUUGGCAGGAGCGAAAAUUACACGCUGCGGCUCCUUUUACCUAUCAUCAACGAAAACCAUUUACGGUUGCAGUCAGAAAGCGAUACGUUCGGAUGCCUCUUGAGUGCAUUAGCGGUGAUUGUAUUGCUCGAACCCGAUGCUGAAGUAAUUCGUUCGCAAGCGGCAGCGUUUGUGACGGAGUUUGAAGAGAAUCUGCACGAGCUGCCCCUCUACUACGAUGUAUUACGCACGCUGCUAAUAUUGGCCAAAGAACGCCCGGAGCUUGAAGGAAUUUUUCACACAUUAGAUGCCCGGCAAAUGGUUCGUCGACUAACGUCUGCUUCGAACGCGAUACGAAUGAAGAGUCUGGCCUGUCUGCAGUUAUUGCUGCAAUUCAACCCACGGAUCUUCGACGAGUGGCUUUUGACCGUGACGGACGAUGAACAGCGGCUAAUGGUUGAGCAACGAGCGUUUAUGGUAUUUCAGUUGAUGGAAACGUUGCUGCAAAUAGAUGACGAUAGGAGCAUGGAAAUGUUGAAGAUGUUGCAGUGUGAUCACGUGUGGACCAUCGUAAUGGAAGGACUGCGCUCGAAGGAUAACGUAUGUCGCAAAGAGUCCCUCGCCGUUAUACAAUAUGCCAUCGGAUAUGCGAAGCAGUGCAAUUCAGAUAUAAAUGGCACGUUUUUCCACUGGCCGCAAAACCAAUUGCUCUCCACGGGUUGGCAAUCACUCGUGACGAUCAUCGAAGCACUGAGCGAAACACAAGCGCAUCUCAUUCUGCCCGCCAUGGAGUUAUUGAGCAAAGUUUCUGUACUUGACAUCGCUUGGAGGAACGUGGUCUUGGGGCGCAUACUGCUCCACGAAAGCCCUCACGUCGUCCAAUAUGGAAUACAACAUUUUCUGGAGCUACAUUCAUUCGAUGCUGCUGACGUUACACUGGAAAAGCUAUUUUUGGAAACAUUCAACCGAGCCGCAUUGUUCGAGCCAGUUCAGGAUACGAUUCAUGACCUUACGCAGCACUAUAACACACCCGCGGCGUUCGAUUUCUUGCUGGACUACGCACAGGUUAUUCCCUGGAAUUCUGUGCAAUAUUAUUGUGUAGCAUGUGUAAUGUACGAACAAGUAGACCUUGUGGAAAACGCCGAUCGAGAAACUCUUAAGGCACUGGAAAAGUGUGUAAAAUGUUGCCAACACUUAAAAAACGUUUCUCUGCGAUACGUAACCGUCUUGCUGCUGCUGAAAACUAUUGCCAAGUUUGUGAAACUUCAUCAACCACCGAACAGCUCUAACACACUUCUAUCGAUCAUGGUGGAAGUUGAGAAGAUUUUACCAAAAUUUUCGCUAUCAUUUGAACAAUUGAAGGAUGAAUCGGGCUCACCAUUUUGUGACAUGAUCGACGAAAAAUCUCUUAUAGAAUUUGCUUCCAGCCUGAAUGCAGAAAAUGAAUGUUUGAUCCUCGAUUCAUUAAUCAUGGAAAAAUUGAGAUACAUCGACCUAAAUGAAACUUUUAGCAUACUGGAACGAGCCAAUCUAGGAAUGUUACUGCACAUCAUCAAACUUCUCCCAGAAUAUGUUUCCUAUCAGCAUAUUCCCAAGAUCUGGCAUCUGACGUUGGAUGUUGCUAGAAAAGCUAUUGAAUCGGAAACAUAUAUUGACGAGGAAUCGUUUUGCGUUCUCCGUGAUAUGGCCUCAAUAAUUGGGUUGAAUAGGUCGAUAUGUGAAGAAUGGAAAGAUCUUUUGAACAAGCUGUACGAGAAAAUUGAACGUCGUUUGAUCGUCUGCUUCGAUUACUCACAAUCCGUCGCUAUUCAUACCAUUCAAUUGGCGCAUAUUUGUGCGGUUCAACUCAAAUGCACAGAAGUGCCUUUGUCAUUUUACAAUUGCGUAUGCCUCCGUGAGCUAAGGAAUGAGUUCCGGCGCCAUGUGUCGACUGGUCCUUCGCUCGAAGAAGUUUAUGUGAUGAUCUCUGAAAUCUACCUUCAGCAUGCUAAGAUAGUUAACCAUCCAAUAUUGGUAAGCGAGGAUGAUGACCCGAAACUAGUCAGCCUACUAGAAGUGGGAAACCACAAGGUGCUGAGUAACGUUAUUUCGAUUCUUUAUUACUGUCCGCAACUACCAUUUGAUGAUUAUGAUGUUCCAACUUUUGAUAUCAUCCGGCGUUGCUACAAAGAGAUACUAAACUAUCGUAAAUCGGAUCACUUUAUGUCGUUGCUGAAAUCGUUCAUCGAAAUGCUGUUCAAACCGUAUCAAAGGAAUAAAAUGUAUUGGAUAGACGAGUACGAUGUUGACUGUCUGAUUACCUGCGAUGUCGCGGAGUACAUUAAUAAGUUUCUCGAACAAGCCAGCACCAUUUCCGGAUUGGCGAAUAUUGUGUUCGAAAAUCUGUUGCAUUCUCACAUCGGUAUUCUUCUGCAAUACACACCAUUCGGAAAACUGUUACUGCGCGGGAUGAUCUUCGGUGACGUUCAAAAGCGAGAACAGAGGAUUGAAAAUGAGGCUUUGGAGCACUGUGGGAUGAAAAUAGACUUUUUGGAUCAGAGCCGUUACGUCGCCCAGGCGGACGCUCGCGUCCGCGUGCUGUGCGUGCUGUUUCUGUAUCAGAUUGCGGAGACCAAUCACCCCGAUGCCAUGCUGUUCCUACUCAAACUAGAGCGAAUGCUUAUUGAAAAAUUUACGGAAAUAACGAAAGCAAAGGAAAGAUAUUAUGCAGACUCUAUCACGCAUCGGCAAAAGCUGCGCAUCAUUCAAGCCCUCUGCGUUGUUCUCAAACUGACCGGAACGAAACCUUACCCACUGUUAGAGGUGAUGCUUUAUGAAACGAAUCAACCCAACAUUAACUACCUCAUCGAGUUGAUCGUGGCCGACAGUGCGAUCGACACGCUAACCAUUGCGAACAAGCUGAAAGAUAACGAGGUAAAGGUAUCCGGCAUACAGUCCAUUUUCGUGAUCCUGUGGCUCCGGUGCUGCCAAACUAAAUCACUCGACAAACGGUAUAUCUAUCUCCUGCUACCGUGGACAAUGGCACAAAAUUUCUCCACCCGACUGUACGCACAGAUCGUGAUCAAGAAGCUGAUCGCAACCUUUUUUACUACCCACGGUCGUUUUAAGGAUAUCUAUGCCGCUGUCGACAGCUACCUUCGGCAAGGAAACGUUGAGCGUAACAUUGAAAAGUGCAUGCAAGAUUUUCGUUUUAAUACCCUUUUCGAUUAUGCCAACCUCUUGACGCUCGAGAACAUCUUUCACAACAUCCCGAGAGUAUCGGGCGCCCCGCCGGAAGACGUCGUUGGAACGCAAAUACUGCGGGAGUGUUUUGCAAGUCUCCAGCUAGACGAAACGAACCUGGGCGAAGCGCUUGACUUCGGUGAGCUGAGUGCGCAGAAAAAGGAGAAUCUCUUCCUUUCCCAGUCGGUAGGAGGUGCGGAUUUCAUUCAGCGUAAAAUAGUGCCACUAAAAAGCCUGGAACCGAACCAAGAGCUGCUGUUUGGACUACCCGAAAACCUGUGCCUUCGAAAGAUGGACCACAAAGAGGGGCUAAUUGUUGUAGCAAGUUUGGUCAACCGUGCUCCCAACCUCGGAGGUUUGGCCAGAACCUGCGAAAUAUUUGCUGUAAAACAACUUGUCAUAAACUCGCUGCGAGACAUCGAUAACAAAGAAUUUCAAGCCUUAAGCAUGACCGCCGAAAAAUGGCUAAACGUUGGAGAACUGAAAGCUCACCAAAUAGUCGAGUAUCUACGAGAGAUGAAAACCAAAGGAUACGCCAUCGUUGGGGCCGAGCAGACAACGGGCUGCAAACCCAUUCAACAACUCGUGUUCCCCAAGAAAUCAAUCCUCGUGCUCGGACACGAGAAGAAUGGCUUACCGGCAAAUAUCAUUCGGCAUCUUGAUCUGAUUGGCGAAAUACCGCAGUUCGGCGUGGUUCGUUCUCUCAACGUACACGUUACUGGUGCCAUUUUCAUUUGGGAAUACGCAAAACAGCAUCACCUCAUUCAGGACUAG